This is a messenger RNA of Mytilus californianus (California mussel), 1922 nucleotides long. Its product is annotated as ciliated left-right organizer metallopeptidase-like. The record is from RefSeq and is a predicted model, not a curated record. Gene Ontology annotation, cellular component: cytoplasm; membrane. The transcript has 16 exons. Bases 182 to 1903 code for a protein of 573 amino acids. Gene Ontology annotation, biological process: proteolysis; cell adhesion. Gene Ontology annotation, molecular function: metalloendopeptidase activity. Lineage: Eukaryota; Metazoa; Mollusca; Bivalvia; Mytilida; Mytilidae.
CGCAUUUGUUUAUUAUUUAUUCUACAUUUAAUAAAACCACUAGCCAUUGGAUAAGCUGAGCAGACGACCAAUCAAAACGCUCGAUAGGAAUACACUAAAAAAUGGCUGCGCCCUGUGAAAGAAAAUUGAUCAACAGAUAAAGUUAUAGAAAUCUUUAAGAUGGUACAAAUAUCUGAAUACAAUGGAUUCAUUAUUAGUGAUUAUUAUGGCCUUGGUUAUUGUACAGUCAUCCAAAGAAAACAACCAUUUAACUGGAGCCGAAAGAAGUCCUGGUAUACAGAGACAGACACUAAGCUAUGUAGUCAGUAAUGUAAUGAAUAGAAAUGUUACAUAUCAGCCAAUAAGAAUUAAAGUGGUAUACAGAGAUAUGUAUUUUGAAUUGAGUGUUGAGGAUAGAGAGAGAAUAAUUGGGGUAGUUAUCAAGGCAGUGGGGAAAAUAUCACAGUUACUAUCUGUUUUUCCAGUUCAGAAGCCUAUUCUGUUAAAAAGAAGUGGAUGUCAUAAAGAAUGGACCACAGGACCCAAUAAAGGAAGAUGCAAGUCCAUUAAAAGAAAUUAUCAAAGUGAACUUUGUAUGGAUACAUUCAGAAUUCCAGAUGACCAUUUAGAUGGUUUAUAUGUAUGGAAUGAGUUAAACCCAGAUCCAGUCAGAGUGGUAUAUACUCAAGGAGCUGGUGUCAACAAUACAGAUUUUAUAUUAUAUGUAGAUUCAGUAACAACAGAUGUUUGUGGAUUCAAUAGUGUGAACAAAGUAUUAUCCUAUGCCAAAGUGUGCCAUGUGGACCAGUAUGAUAGACCAAUAUCUGGGUGUAUCAAUGUAUGUCCUCAUUCAAUCGUUAAUAACAGUCCAGAAAAAAUGUAUAAGACAUUGUUACAUGAGCUAUUCCAUACACUGGGAUUUUCAAAAACUCAUUUUCCAUAUUUUAAGACAUGUCAGAUUAAAGAUAGAAGUCUUGAUUGUCAUCCCCUAGGUUUAACCAUUGUAGAAGAAGUAAAUGGAUUAGUAAGGAUUGUUACACCAUCAGUUUUAAGAGAAACACAAAAUCAUUUUGGGUGUACAAUUGAAACUAAAUAUGGUGCUCCCUUGGAAGGAAAGUUUAACAACUUUACAUCACAUUGGGAUGACGUGUUGAUGUAUGGAUCUAUUAUGUCACCUAAUAUGGGAAUGCCACAUGUCACCUUUAUAGACAGAAUAACUUUAGCUUUAUUUGAGGACAGUGGAUGGUAUAAAGUAGACUACAGUUCUGCUGAUGAUUAUCUCUGGGGCAAAAAUAUGGGUUGUGUUGAUAGAUCUGAAUUUUGUCUUAAAUAUGAAGAUUACAUCUGCAGAAAUAACUCUGUUGUUGGAUGUCACUACUUACAUAAAGACAAAGGCUAUUGUAAACAAGAGUCUAAUUUAUCAUGUAGAAUUUACCAACCACAACCAAAGGGACAGUGUUCGAUUCCUAGAGUACCUGACUUUGAAGAAGAGAUAUUUGGAAUUUCUAGUUGGUGCUUUGUAUCAAAUUUGACUUCAAAUUAUGUGGAAAAGACUUCUAUAUUAACUGGUAGAUGUUAUAUACAAAAAUGUUCCAUGAAUAGAGAUUUAUUGGUCAAAGUUCAUGGAUCAGAUUGGAUUGAUUGUCCAUAUGGAAAAUUAAUCAGAAUACGAGGGUACAGAGGAUAUAUCAAAUGUCCAAGUAGUAAAGAUAUCAUGUGUCCAGAACUCACAGAUAAUACCACUAUGUCUGUUACAGAAUUUUCAAAUGUUAUAUACUAUACUUCAACUAGUGCCAAUAUGUCAAGUACAGACCAUAAUUCCAUUCCCAGUGUAUCAUCAGGAACAAACAAUAAUUUUUCAAUUAAUAUUUCUCCAAGUCUGUUUAUUUUUGUAUAUUUUAUAAACCAAUACAUAGUAACUUAAUAUAGGAUAAGUUUUAUUA